AAAAUAUAAAUAAAUAAAUAAAUGUUGAUAUAUCAAUGGCUCCACACCUCACAAACAUAGUUGAUAACCAUUGACAAAGUCCCCGUCCUCAAGUUCUCCUCCCAACUCUUCAAUGGCAUCCUCUUCACCAAUCCCUGCCCUCAAGGUCCUCAACCAAACUUCAAUCUCUCCUCCGGUUGGCACCAUCCCUGAGACCACCAUCCCUCUCAGCUUCUCCGACCUCAUGUGGCUCUACAUGGGCGCCGUUGAGCGUCUUUUCUUCUACUCCAUCCCAUCCAUCACCACCACUCAUUUCAUGGAACACCUUCUCCCAUCUCUCAAAUCCUCCCUCUCUCUCACUCUCCCCCACUUCUUCCCUCUCGCCGGAUACAUCAUCUACUCUCCCACCCCCACCCCCAACUUCCACUACCACUUCUCCACCACCAAUUCCAUUCCCUUCACCGUCGCCGAGUCUGACGAUGACUUCAAACACUUGACCGGAGAUGAUGCACGUUCAGUUCUAAGACUCCGUCCUUUGGUGCCACCUCUUCCACCACCCUCAGGUGAUGAAACAACGCCUCUAAUGGCUGUGCAAGUGACUGUGUUCCCCAACCAUGGAGUUUCCAUCGGCUUGACGAUAAAUCACGGUGCUUGUGACGGCACCAGCACGGCCAACUUCAUGAAGUCAUGGGCCGACACAUGCAAGUCUGGCUCUGCUGCUUCAUUCAUUACUCCUCUCUUCGACCGCAGUUUGUUCAUAUAUCCUAAAGAAUUCGAUUCCAUUUAUUUGAAUCUAGCGAUGAAGUUCAGAGAGCUAAUUUCCAAUAGCUCAAUUGCUAAUAGUAGUAAUAAAAGUACUAAUAAUGAAGCGAAGCAAGAUGAUUUAGUUAUCGGCUCGUUCUGGCUAAGCAAAGAUGAGAUAGAGAAACUCAAGCAAUGGGUUUCAGAAGAGAAGGAGGCAGUCCAUUGUUCAACGUUUGUAGUAGCAUGUGCUUACGUGUGGACUUGCCAAGUCCGGGCAAGAGGAUGGGAGACCAAUAGAAUUGCAUGGUUUGGCUUUCCGGUGAAUUUAAGAGGACGUCUCAGACCACCGGUGCCGGAGGAAUACUUUGGCAACUGCCUUGGAAUUUGUGUGACUAGCGCUGAGGUUGGUGAACUUGUUAAAGAGGAUGGUGUUAGUGUUGCAGCUGAGUUCAUAAGAAGAGCCAUUGAUGAGUUGAGAGAUGAUGCUUUGAGGUAUGUUAGUACUUGGCCCGAGAUUGGCCGGACUGUUGGGGACAAGCAGCCGUUGUCAGUGGCAGGGUCGCCGGGGUUUAGGGUUUAUGAUAGGGAUUUUGGGUGGGGGAGACCGGUGAAGGUGGAGGUGGUGUCCAUAGGGAGGAAUGGAGCUAUGUCUAUUAGUGAAGGAAGGGAUGGAGAAGGGAUAGGGAUUGGAUUGGCAGCUUCAAAGCAAGAGAUGGAUAAGUUUAGGCUUGAGUUUGCUAAAGGUCUUCAAGUACUUGAGAAUUUUAGUUAAGAAAAGUAUAUGAAAAGUACUAAUAAUAAUUAUUAUUAUGGUUUCCGUUAGAUUUUGAUUAUGUAGUCAGCAAGUGUCUAUUUUAGACAAUUUUAUUACAUGUAUUGUUAGGCCAUUUUGGCAAGAUAUAAAC
This is a messenger RNA of Dioscorea cayenensis subsp. rotundata (Guinea yam), 1628 nucleotides long. RefSeq names its product phenolic glucoside malonyltransferase 2-like. NCBI's taxonomy places the organism in Eukaryota, Viridiplantae, Streptophyta, Magnoliopsida, Dioscoreales, Dioscoreaceae. The coding region runs from base 113 to 1495 and encodes 460 amino acids. The record is from RefSeq and is a predicted model, not a curated record. The transcript has a single exon.